AUGACCACCCCCACCGAGACCUUCCGGUUCAUGGACCUCCCGACCGAAGUUCGGGACAACAUCUACCACAUCAUUCUCUGCUCUUGGCCAGCUCCGAAGUCGACCUGGGAUGAAGCUAGAAAGCUCGCCGUCGUGCCAGAUGAGCCUGCCGUGAUGCAUCACAGGAUUCAUACGGGAAUCCUUCUGGCCAACUGUCAGAUUCACAGAGACGCCACCGACGUACUGCUGAAGGGCAACCUGUUUGUCAAGGUGCAGAUGCGUGCGUCAACGAACGUGCGGGCAGUCCUAGUGCCCAAGCAGGUUCCGAUCGUGUCCAUGACACCCUCUGUGGUCGCGGCUUUCAAAGGAUACGCCCUGACGCAUUCCAUCAACAUGGAUGCCGAUCUGCUCUUUCCGGUGGCCCAUCUGAUGAUUCUUCACCGCGACUUGGACCUUUUCUGCCAGGCGGUGUCUGGUGACUACAUUCAAGCUUGUGGGCCAAACCCGCAGCAUUGCAUCACCAUCCAUAAUCCAUGGGAGACGACCUCAACCCCCAACUACAUGAAAAACAUCAAGAACCAGGAACGCCUUCUCCAGCCAUAUCGCGAGUAUCUACGUGGUGCUCGAUCGUUCAAGUUCCAGGGAAAUGUUGUCAAGCCCGAGCUUGCCCGAGUCGUCGCCAAUGAGGUAAAGGGGGAACCCAUACCUGAUGCCGAAGAACUCCUGUCGGAUCUCCUACGCCAAAAGGCUUUGGGAAAGCAGUAUUUCGACAACAGAGAUAGCGUAAAUGCCUCGGAGAUGUGGGCCAAAGCUGCUAUGCAUGUCUUCCGUAUGACCUCCUGGAACGCCUGGCCUCGCCUCAUAGCCGACGCCGGGAGAGACCUCGCAAAUAACAUCACAGAGGUUUACUUCCAGCUCAAUGCGAACUUGGCCGCAAACAAUCUUCGUGUGAUGCAAGAGACGGCUGCCACGGACGUCGAGCUUGCGGGUCAAUACGCUGGUGCGGUGUACAGUGCCCUCGAAAAGGCAUCUCAGGCGUCCCGGAAGUUGGGUACCGACUGGCAGCCCAGUCCUGAUCAAGAGGCGAAGCUCUGUUAUCGAUUGGCAGUCGCCCACCGCAUCGCGGAUGACAAUAUAGACGUCGCGGAGCAAGUGAUCAAUCAUGCUGCCCGGCAUCUUCCAAACGAUAGGGCGAUCCAGCAGGAGGUGCAGGCGAUCGCGAGAUGGAAAGCGCGCCGGGGUUGA
This is a messenger RNA of Anthostomella pinea, 1224 nucleotides long. NCBI's taxonomy places the organism in Eukaryota, Fungi, Ascomycota, Sordariomycetes, Xylariales, Xylariaceae. The record is from the annotation of a GenBank genome assembly.